CCGCUGCCAUAAAGCGCAUGUCACGACUGCAGCGAGGACUUGGUGGCGGCGCGGCCGUCGUUGCGACGCUUCUGGUGGCUAUAGCUCUUCAUCAAUGGCACGCUCCACCACCUGCGUCACGAGGCAUUCCUUCCAUGGAGUGGCAUGACGCAAUCCUGCCGGUCUUGCUCACAGCGAGGGCACCUGUCUUGCUUGUCCACUCGCCGACAGACCAGUGGAACACCUCACUCUGGACGCUCGACCACGUUUUGUCGUGCCUCAAGCGCAAGACGGUGGAAGUUCAUGCAGCAUCGCCACCAGUUUUCAAGCACUACGACCCAAACCUGGAGCUGAGUGCGAAGUUCCCUCCUCCAUUUCGCACCUUCUACACCGACGCUACGCACCUCCACACCCUCUUGACUUCUGCGACAGUCGAAAAACAGGAUGCAGCUCCUCCACCCACGGGAUACUACGUCAACGGUGAGCUGAAGCUGCUGGCGCCGCAACUCGCCCGCGAUAUCUCCCCAACCUUACCGUUUGCCCUGCCGUCUGCGUCCUCCACAAUCUUCGUCAAACUGUGGAUCGGUGGUCCCCGCGUUGUCGCCAACCUUCACUACGAUGCUACCCACAACAUCUUCCACCAAGUUCACGGCCAAAAAACUUUCACCUUGUUCCCCCCAGACGCCUUCGACUCGCUGUACGUCCAUUCGCGCCUCCAUCCCAGUCAUCGCCAGUCACUGCUUGACCUCUCGCAGCCCGACGCCGAUCUCUUGGCUCGGUUUCCUCGGUAUCGGCAAGCCUUUUCAAAACGGGUCGACGUGACCCUGCAGCCUGGUGAAACCAUGUACUUGCCGCCGUUUUGGUUUCAUUGCGUACUGACGACGACGCCAUCCAUUUCAGUCAACGUGUGGAGCCACAGCCGUGAACUCGCAUUGCUCGAGUCCCUGCUCGAGAACGCGAUGCCGUACUUGGUGCGUUUUGAAGCAAACGGAUGGAUCCACAAUGUCGCCACGCACUUGUUUGCCCUGCAGUUGUACGUGGGGGACCUCCUCGGCCGCGUGUUUCCCCGUCCUCGGGACUGGAUUGCUAUGCACCUCGACACUCUCGACCGGUCACUCGACGAUGGGCAAACGUGGCCACGGCACCAAUUCGAGUGCGGCGUCGCGCCCCAUCGCAUUGCCCGCCACAUGCAGACAGCGAUGAUGGCGUUUGUGGACGCCACGAUGGCCGCUACAUUCGACAAGAUGCCAACGAAUGCGUCAAAGGCCAUCUUGAUGACGAGUUUCGUCGAGUCGUUGGCCGCACAUGUCAUCGACCCCGUCUACGUCGCCAGUUUCCUCCACUCGUGUGUGGCUACCGAUCCCGCGCACAAAACGAGCGACUAGUUGUGCGCUAACAGCCGUCCAUGUGUCUCUAUGGCGAGCACUGGAUCGUCUGUGGCUACGUUUACGACCGCGAGUUCGUGGCGAAUAAAGAGAUUUUCCUUGAUGCA
This is a messenger RNA of Aphanomyces invadans, 1471 nucleotides long. RefSeq lists its product as hypothetical. The coding region runs from base 18 to 1364 and encodes 448 amino acids. The transcript is spliced from 2 exons. Gene Ontology annotation, molecular function: 2-oxoglutarate-dependent dioxygenase activity. The record is from RefSeq and is a predicted model, not a curated record. NCBI's taxonomy places the organism in Eukaryota, Oomycota, Saprolegniomycetes, Saprolegniales, Verrucalvaceae.